Messenger RNA from Heteronotia binoei (common prickly gecko), 2713 nucleotides. It is a transcript of the gene SPATS2L, whose product is annotated as spermatogenesis associated serine rich 2 like. NCBI's taxonomy places the organism in Eukaryota, Metazoa, Chordata, Lepidosauria, Squamata, Gekkonidae. The coding region runs from base 323 to 1984 and encodes 553 amino acids. Gene Ontology annotation, molecular function: protein binding. The record is from RefSeq and is a predicted model, not a curated record. The transcript is spliced from 12 exons. Gene Ontology annotation, cellular component: cytoplasm.
GAAAGAGGAGGGGAAAAGAAAUCUGUAAUGUGUGCGAGAGUGGCACAGAGGGAGACUCUGAGGGGGGAGAGAGGAGAGCGCCUCUGUGAGGGAAGGAGACCGAAGGCGCUUUUGCAUUUUGACUCGGAGGGGAAGGAGGACGGAACGGGGCUGUGUGGGGGGCUUAUUUGGGUACCUCUGACCCAGCCCCGAAAGAUUUAGCCCGCCUUCCCCCCCCCCACCCCCAGGGCGGCGGAAAGAGAACCCUUCUCGCCCCCCGCCCGCCUCAGGCGGGAAAGAGACCAUUGGCUGCGUGUGAGCUGUUAUCCACGUUGAUCCUGAAAUGGCGGGAAUCAGUUCACAAGGAAACAUCAAGGAAAAGAUCAAUGCGGUGCGGUCCAUUGUUCCUAACAAAAGCAACAAUGAAAUUGUGCUAGUGCUACAGCAGUUCGAUAACAACGUAGACAGAGCUGUACAAGCUUUUAUGGACGGCAGUGCCCUUCAAGUUCUAAAAGAAUGGAAUAUGACAGGGAAAAAGAAGAACAGCAAAAGGAAAAGAAGUAAAUCUAAGCAGCACCACUACAACAGAGAUAUGAAAGAUAAAGACGAGGAGGCAGAGAAGGCGACUCUGGAAUCCCAAGAACAGCAGACCUGCCAUCUGAACGGCUGCGAGAAGGAGACGUUUCCUAGCAGAGCUGGCAGUGAAAAAUCGAAAGUGGUUCCUCAAGAGGAGAAGAGCUUGGAAUACAAGGCUAUGGGAGAAGCAAAACCAGAAAUCCCAGGACAAAAGACAGAACUCAAGAAAAUGCUUCUAGAGGCCGAUCGAAAAUUUGUAAAUAGUACGGAGCUCCCAGAGACACAGGACUCUCAACCGCAGUGCAACGUAGGCAGACCGAAGUCAAAAACAUCUGCCGUAAAGCCACCUUUAUCUACAUCCCAUCUUGAAAUAAAACCAGAAGAUUCCUUGAAGAAAAGAGGUCCGAAUAUUGAAAAAUCAGUGAAAGAUCUUCAACGUUGUACUGUUUCGCUAACAAGAUACCGGAUGAUGAUUAAAGAGGAAGUAGAUAGUUCAGUAAAGAAGAUCAAAGCCGCCUUUGCCGAAUUACAUAGCUGUAUCAUAGACAGAGAAGUGGCUUUAAUGGCAGAAGUCGAUAAAGUUAAAGAAGAAGCCAUGGAAAUCCUAACCGCCCGUCAAAAAAAAGCCGAAGAAUUGAAGAGGCUAACAGAUUUGGCGAGUCAGAUGGCGGAGACGCAGCUGGCCGAACUCCGGGCGGAAAUUAAGCACUUUGUAAGCGAACGGAAGUAUGACGAAGAGCUGGGUCGAUCUGCCCGCUUCUCCUGCGACAUCGAACAGCUGAAGACACAAAUUCAGCAAUGCGGAGAAAUUUCUCACCCAAAGAACAAUUAUUCCUCAAGAACACCCUCCAGCGCCCUGCUGCAGGCGGCCUCUUGGCACACAGCGAGGAGCAUUCAAAGCACGUCCGUCAGAAAACCUUUUAGCCGUGCCAAGACUCCUGAUGUUAAAGUGCCAGCAGCCAAAGCCUCUAGUCAAGCUGUUGCCAACGCCACUGAAUCUUCUCCUCCGGUAGCACCAACAAAUAAGCAGAACGGAUCGUCCAGUCAGAGACGAAGAUUUCACACCUACUAUUACGGCGUUCGACUCAACGGGUCUCUUAAGCCACAAAACGCCAGCCCUGAGACAGACCAGAACAGUGCCAGGAGUAAUUCCCGACACGAAUACAGAAGGCAGCACCAUAACAGUUUCAAGCCCAAAAACAAAGGUGUUACAAAAACCUUAGAGCAAUCUACACCAGCAAAAAGCACGGAAAACCUCGCCUGCCCGGAAAAAAGCCGACAGAAACAUCCAGCACCAGCCCCAACGGAGCCCAGAGCUUUAUGCAGUAACAUCGCAAGGGUUUCUCCAUGCAAUUUAUGUCCUCCACGGAUAGAGGCCUCCGUAGAUACUCCCGUCCUUUCAGUGCCAGCCAUGACUUUAGUAGCUUAAAAAAUGGGAGAGACUGAAAAACGUCAUGCUUUUCGUCGUACUUUCUCACUAAAGGUGCUUCCCCCCCUCCACAACGCUCCCUAAAAUGGCUUUUAAGAAAUAUAGAAAUCAUGGUAAACCAAGCUGAUUUUAUUUUGUUUUAUCAUAACCUGCCGUAUCUUGGUUCAUAUUACAAAGUCUUUCUUUGGUGUACUCAACUUUACUUUUUCUCAUAACAGUGCAACUUUUUAGCUAGCCAGUUCUUAGCGGAACAGUCAAAUCGGUGUUAAAAAUUUAAGCUGCAGGAUGUCAGUAUAGAGACAAUAUAGUCGUCGCUGUCCAAUUUGUCAUUUAUCCGUUAGUGUUAGAAGGGAAAAUACCAAGACAUCUGUACUGGUGGCCUGCAAUCGAAAUACUUGUACGCAAACAGGAACUCUUCUCAACUCUGUCCAUAUUCUACAGUCACUAAAUUAUUCGUGCAGAACAGCCAUCUGAAGUUCUGUUUGCUGUGACCUCAUUUUAUAGCCCAAGUGAUCUUCAAUGUUGGUCAUAAAGACCAGCUAAUAAGUAACUUAUUAAUAUUUUUUCCUGUGCUGUAAAACUGGGUUAAAUGCUUGUUUUUGUUUCUUUCAAUUUGGAAUUUAUAUAGUUAAUGCAGUCCAGUUUUCUAGCCUUGUGACUUCUUUUUCUGUGACUUGGAUUCUUUUUGUCUUUCUUUCCCCAAUUAAAUAUUGGAGCUGUUUUACUAAC